This is a messenger RNA of Gadus chalcogrammus (walleye pollock), 5909 nucleotides long. Its product is annotated as toll-like receptor 13. Gene Ontology annotation, cellular component: membrane. The record is from RefSeq and is a predicted model, not a curated record. Gene Ontology annotation, biological process: inflammatory response; toll-like receptor signaling pathway; immune response. The transcript is spliced from 2 exons. NCBI's taxonomy places the organism in Eukaryota, Metazoa, Chordata, Actinopteri, Gadiformes, Gadidae. Gene Ontology annotation, molecular function: protein binding; transmembrane signaling receptor activity. The coding region runs from base 4016 to 4384 and encodes 122 amino acids.
CUCGCCUACACUUUUUCAUAUAUCGUACUUGCCAGUGGAUAUGUUAUUAGAUGAUCAUAAACAUGGUAGGAGAUUUUUUCCUGACUCAAAAUGAGCCUUCGGUUGGUGCCUUUACUGUACACGGAAUGGUCCGUGUACAGUAAAGGCAAUCAGAGUCUGUGAUACGUUAUGUAACAGAAAACAAAAAAAUUCACUUUGUUUAUGACCAUUUGACAUGAAAAAUGUGUAUUAUGCUUGAGUAAAUGAAACCACAUCAACAAAACUGAUCAAAUUAAACAAUGAAAUUACAACAUAGGAAGGACCAGGGAAUUGCAUUGGUGGUUGACUAGGAAAUUGACUGGUCCUUCAAAUAAAAAGAUAACUCUAAACACAAAUUAACCCUAACCAAACCCUACCCAUCCCUACUUCCACUCUCUUUUCCUCCAGUUCUUCAUCCUUAAAUGCUUGCCUUUCUGCAUCUCAUGCAUACAUUUAAAAAUAUAUAUCUUGGCUUUGAAUCAAUAAAUCUUGGCUUUGACUCUUGUCUAUUGCCCACUGAUUAUAUCCUUCCUGUUCUGCAUGUAUAUAAAUGAUCUAAUGUGGCGCUCAACAGAGCGUUACAUUCCAACAGAUUUAGUUUGAAUGUGCACAACGCACAGAUUAUUGAAAUAAGUUUGAGCGUUUCCGACAUGGUGUAUUUGAACCAGGGGCGUAGGAAUGAGUUUAACAUUGGGGGGGACACAUAUCGGAAACCUGACAGAUCCUUUAACGGUUUGAAAGAUACAUUUGCAAAUGUAAAGGAGAACACAUUUUGAAUGUCAGUAAUGAACUGAUAAAUAUCAAAUCAAUUCUUUAAUUGCAGGCUCAAUCAUCCAGUUUUUUAGAAUGAGAAGCGGUGACAAGACGCUGUGUUGCGCUUUCAAAAUAAAAUAUUUUUCUCCCCCCGGUAUAAUUUUUAGAUGGGACAAAUGCACCUGUCUCCCAUAUUGGAGGGGACACUUCCCCUCUGUCCCCCCCGGUUCCUACCCCCUUGGUUUUAACUAUUUGUAUAAUUGGUAAAGCUCCUUGCAGGAGCAGUUUCAAAAGAAAAUAUAGCCGCAAGCGGUGUUUUACGGGAUCCAAGCAAAAUUAAAAGUCAAGAACACACUAAUAGAAGGUAUAUAAAUAUGACAAAUAAUUAUGGAGGAAAGAUGUUGAUGAAGAUGUUCCACUGAAUGCAAUACUGUGCCUCGGCUUUCAGGUGAGCUGCAAAGCAAUGCCCAAAUGUCAUGUUCAGCUUGUUCAUUAUGCUAUAAUCGGGAUUCGAACACUCAACCUAAGGAUCACCGGCCGUGCAAGGCAUUAUCCUAUUGAACCACUGAUAAACCUGAACUGCAGCCUCAUUCACAUAUUCAAAGUGUAUAUUAAUAAGCAUACAACAUCCAGAAACCUCCAAGCACACAUUUCUCAAGUAAAUUAAGGGCUUUCUUAAAAGCCUGAAAAAGAAUACCUGAAAAAUCUUUGAAAUUAACGGCAGAAAUAUAAUUAUGACAUAGUUAAUUAUGAAGGAAAAAUGGUUAAAGGGGACCUAUUAUGCUUUUAGACUUUUAUGACCUAUAAACGUUGUUAUAAUGAUUAAUAGUCAUGUUUAACCAUACUAGAGUGUCAAAUAAUGACGUACAUGCAUUUCGACGUAUUCCCUGCUGACAGUCUGGGGUGGCUGUGCAGAGCGCUAAACACUCGGAACAACGUUUGCGAAUAAUUUGUUCACAUUUCCGGGAAAUCAUCUACGUAGAGGCACUCCUGCCGCGCCCCCAUAUGCCUGGUCAAAUCUGCCCGCGCGCACGCUUCAAGGAAGGUAACCAAUCACAACGGAGUUGGGUUGGCAGGAGGGAGGCGAGGGGGCCGAGAAGGACGAAACCGAGCGUUGACAGAGAAUGCUGAAAGCGCCCAGAUGAGAGGAAGAGUUUCCCGAAAAUCGACAUCGUUUUUUGUGUAUGGUUAAACAUGACUAUCAAUCAACAACGUUUAUAGGUCAUAAAAGUCGAAAAAGCAUAAUAGGUCCCCUUUAACGAAGAAGUUCCCCUAAUGCCAUACUGUGUCUUGGCAGACCGAUUCUUGGAAACGAAUGAGUCAGAAUGUUGAUUGCCUGACGGAUUUCAGGUGCUGUUCGAUGUUGUGUUUGAGUGGCAAUGAGAGAAUGUCAUGUUCAGCUAGUUCAGAAUGCUCUAAUCAGGAUUCAAACUCUCAUCACCAGUACAAGGCAUUAUCCUGUUGAGCCACUGACAAUCCUGAACUGCAUGAAGCCUCAUUCACAUGCUGAAAAUGUCUAUUGAUAAGCACACAUCAAGAAAACUCCAAGUACACAUUUCACAAGAUAAUUAAGGGCUUUCUUAAAAGAGCACAGAUCCGAAAAUUUGCACUGUUAAUGGUAUCCUGCUAAUAAUAGCCGUAUGGUAGUUAGACAAUAACAAAACGGUCAUAUAGGCAAAAUGGGUUGACUGUGGAUGUUUGAAUUUUCUAUGAAAUUGUGGGAGAAUAAUUUUUUUUUUUAGCAGAAUACCAGGGUGAAAAGAUGCUUCUGAUUUGAGAGAUUAAUAUGAUGACAUUUUGAGUCCAGGUCAAUCUGGUAAGGAGAAAUAAGAAUAGUUCAUAAUUUUUUUAAAUAGCCUUACCUUUGGGUGCAGUACCACAAUUUGGGUUAAUGGGUAGUGGGGGGUAUUGGUAUCCACCUAAUAACAGCCGUAUGUUUUUUAUACAAUAACAAAAUGGUCACAUAAGAAAAAUGGGCUAACUGCUCCAACUUUAUUGGCCAAUAUUUCUCAAAUGGAACUAAAUAAAACAAUUCGGUUCGAUGAUUUUUGUGAGGCUUGGUCUUAAGAUGUGGCGAUUUUCGAUUUUUUUUGGUAUCCUGUAAAUCUAUUUAUCAUGUUUAGCUUUAAUAUGCAAUUGUGGGAAAAGUAAACCGUUUUAGGGCAUAGCAACCGGGGUUCUAUAAAUGCAUCUGAUUCUAGAGAUUAAUAUUCUGAAAGAAUUUUGAGUCCAGGUCAAUCUUGUGAGGAGAAAUAAACCUAAUUCAUCAUUUUUUACAAUAGCGCCAUCUUUGGGUGCAGUACCCACACAUUUGGGUGUAUGGGUAUUGGAGGUUAUUGGUAACCAUACCUGAAAAUUACAAGAGUUUUUGACUUAGGUGAUAGACUGCAUCAUGACUUUUACAGAAUUUGAGAAAAAAAAAAAACCUUACAGAAACAAUAGGGGACCAAGCAGCUUUACUGCUCUGACCCCUAAUAAUCAUAUACAGUCACAUAGUGACUAGAGUCACAAUACAGAGAAUCCUUAUUUUUUUUGUUUGCAUUAACAGCACCAGUUUCUGCAUUAGCUUAGUUUCUUAGUGGGUUUUAUAUUUUGUGAAUCAAUGGUUUUUGUCUGUCUCUUAAACUUGUCACAGGUAAUUAGGCAAGAACAUACAUCCCUGCAAUAUAAAACUAGAAAGCUAUAAGCAAUGGUAAGUUGCAAAAUAAGAUAAUAUUCAGCAAAUCAAAAAUAAAUCUUUGAUAUACAGAAUAUUAUGAAUUGUACAGAUAAAUAUUAUAAAUAGCACAUUUUGCCUUAUUUACAUGAAAAACAAUAAUAUAGGUAUAUCUUUAGCUCAAUGUUAAUGCAAGAACAUUUCAAAGAGUUUAGCAUUAAGACUACCAAUCAUGUCAAAGAAAUACUUAUAAUAUCGAAUAAAUGGAAAUGGCUGUUUUACACAACAGUUGAUGUUGUGUUUGAGACACACCAUGGAAUGGCGUCAUACAGAGGCGACCGCAUGAGAGGCACAACUGACAAGCUAAAACACAGAGGAAGGGCCACACAAAUUAAACAGACAAGAAAACUCUCAGAUGCAAAAUCAAUUAAAACUCCCUCAUAACAUGAAUGCAAUCUGGUUUUAUUAUAAACAACUAGGAUCAGUUUGUCUAGUGAGAGAGUUGACACAGAGAAAGCACAGAGAAGUGUACUUAAAAUAUUAUUCGAAUUUAUUUUCACUGACCGAUGCUUUUCAGGUAAACCGAUCAUGGAAAACAUUACAGACGCCAUCUAUGGCAGCCGGAAGACCAUCUGUGUGGUCAGUCGCGAUUACCUGGAGAGUGAAUGGUGCUCCAGAGAGAUCCAGGUUGCCAGCUUCCGUCUGUUUGACGAGCAGAAGGACGUGCUGAUCCUGGUGUUCCUGGAGGACAUUCCCAUGCAGCAGCUUUCUCCGUACUACCGCAUGAGGAGGCUCCUGAAGAGACAAACCUACCUGAGCUGGUCCCGCGCAGACGCACACCCAAACCUGUUCUGGGAGAAGCUCCGGCAGGCCCUGGAGUCCCAGGAUCACCCAAUGGGGGAGCAUAUACUGCUCACCGUGGAGGACGGACCCCCUGGAGAGAGACCAGACCAGUAAAAGGCUAAGAAAUGCUUGGGGCGGGGUGAGGGAUUAUACUACAGACACCCGAGGUCUGUCUCUAUGGGGGGAAAGUGAAACUGUUCCACUUGACAGCUUUUUUUGUUUUUGUGUAUUGUAAAACCCCUUCUUAAUCUAGUUAAUGGGUACAUUUGGUGUGGAUUUGUAUUUUUAUUCAUUGCGACAUCGGUGUAAACAUUGUCUAAUGUUUUCCAAUUUGUGCGGUUGGGCGUUUCUACUUCUGCUGAAAUCUGGGGACAACUGACCUGAGGUUUGUCUUCGACAAUGAAGACUCCUUCAGGGUGGGAGUUCUGUCCUUUGCCAAUAGCUGAGUUUAUUAGCUCAAAUGCUAACCAAUCAUAGCAUGCAAAGGUAUGUAGACCUAUAACAAGAGUGAAGUUCCCUAAGUAUAUGGAAAGGCCUGCAUUUCAAGAUAUGUUCCAGAUCAGGUGUGCAAAAAAUGUCUGUGACACUUGUGUCUGUGUACCAAACAAUGUUAUUAGAAUUUCUAAGCCUGACUUUGCCCAUGCACAUUGCUGUGUAGUGACCCCUAGAGGCAGGGCCGGCGCUCGGCAUAGGCGACCAAGGCGCACUGAAACCCUCUGCGUAGUACGCAGGACAAUGUGUACUGCGUACACAUUGUCGUCCCCCACCCCCGCUCGGAUGCCCUGUCCAGGGCGCGAUUUAAUGUCGAGUCGCCUAGGGAACCAAAAUGGUCAGCACCGGUCCUGCCUAGAGGGCUGCCAUGUACAUAGCACCAUUGAUAAAAGUUUAUAAUAAUCAAAUGCUUGCUAUAAGAAUCAAGUUUUAUGAUGGAUAAUUAAUAACUAAAAGAUCAUUUGCAGUGUGAAUUUUUUUGCAUGUUCAAUAUUAAUCAAAUUUAAAAGAUGAUUCUGAAACUGCUGUUUUCUUCAAUAUUAAUAAUAAUAAUAAUAAUACAUUUAAUUUAGAGGCGCCUUUCAAAACACCCAAGGUCACCUUACAGAGCAUAUAGUCAUCAUAAAUUUUUUAAAAAACAAGACAUUGUGGAAAAAAUAAAUAAAUAAAUAAAUAAAUAAACAUAAGCAAUAAGAAAUAAAUAAAACAAAAACAAGACAAAACAAAACAGAAAAACAAUCAAAACAGUGAUCAGUUAGACGUUGUGUUCGAGUUUGAACAGGUGAGUUUUGAGUUGUGACUUGAAGGUUGUAAUGGUGUCUGACUGUUUUAUGUGUGGGGGGAGGGAGUUCCAGAGCCUGGGUGCUGAACAGUUAACAGAUAAUUAAUUGUAUUAUAAAUAAAAUUCUUGUUCACAGAAGAUAUUUUUUUCUAUAUCACUGUUACACUGCACUAUACUUUUACACCUUAAUCAUAUCGAUGUAUCAAAUGUCAUGAUUGCACAUGUAUACAGUAGUGUACAGUAACGUAGUAGAAAUACUUUGUUACUGUAGGUUUUUUCGGGAUUUGUACUUCACUUGAGUAUUUAUAUUUCUAGCAACUUCCCCUUUUACUCAGCUACAUUUCCUCAAUAAAAUGUAUACUUUUA